CGAAUUCAUUGUAUCCGUUUCCGUGACAUCACACAACCUCUCCCCUGCCUGCAGCAGUGGGCCAUCAUUCUUCAGACGAGAACCAGUUAAUCAGCUUGAGACGAACGACUGAACAAGAUGGCGGAGUGAGUGGGUUGCGCUCUGGGGGGAAAAAGUAGCGAAUACUUUUCGUUAAUAUUACAACAGAUAAGCAUAAUUCGUUUAUGUAGGCUUUUUCCUGAGAGGUAGGAUUGCGCAAAGUAUAACAUCACCCCUCUGUUUGAGGUGGUUUAGAGAAAGCGUCGGCACAGGGCCCGCACGGAUAAAGCGUCCUUCCUAUGUAAAUGGUUAGCUAGGUUGGCUUCGGCAUUUUAGCAACGCUUUUGGGAAACUGGUGGCUAAACUAUACGGAUUUACCGGAAUACACAGGCAAGGAAAAACAUCUAUAGAUGACUGUAAUUAUGAAAUUGUCUUCCGCGUGAGUGUCUAAGGGCGAUAGACGACAGGGAAAUCGUUUAGCUAACCGAUCUGUUUCGGAAAAGUGAAAAAGAACCGAAAGCUAGAUAGCUACCAGUCCAUUAAAUAGACGCGGAUAUUCCAUUAUAAAACGCCGCCAUUUUACGAUUGAGUAGUUUCUAGGGAAGCACAAAAGUCAUGGCAAGUAGCAGCGGUUCUAAAGCCGAAUUUAUAGUCGGGGGAAAAUACAAGCUUGUCCGGAAAAUUGGAUCUGGAUCAUUUGGUGACAUUUACCUGGCAAUCAACAUUACAAAUGGAGAGGAGGUCGCUGUAAAACUGGAGUCACAGAAAGCCAGACACCCUCAGCUUCUGUAUGAAAGCAAGCUGUAUAAAAUUCUCCAAGGAGGAGUUGGGAUUCCACACAUCAGGUGGUAUGGCCAAGAAAAAGACUAUAAUGUCCUGGUGAUGGAUCUUCUGGGGCCUAGUCUAGAGGACCUCUUUAACUUCUGUUCCCGCAGAUUUACAAUGAAAACUGUUCUUAUGCUUGCAGAUCAGAUGAUUAGCAGAAUCGAGUAUGUACAUACAAAAAACUUCAUCCACAGAGAUAUCAAACCCGACAACUUUUUAAUGGGCAUCGGCCGUCACUGUAAUAAGUGUUUAGAACCUCCAGUGGGGAAGAGGAAAAGAAGCUUUCCUGUUAGUUCUUCUCAGGACCCAACUUUCUCAGGAUUAAACCAGUUGUUCCUCAUUGACUUUGGUCUGGCCAAAAAAUACCGGGACAACAGGACAAGACAGCACAUACCAUACAGAGAAGACAAAAACCUCACAGGCACAGCCCGCUAUGCUAGCAUCAAUGCACACUUGGGCAUAGAGCAGAGUCGUCGAGAUGACAUGGAAUCUCUAGGCUAUGUACUGAUGUACUUCAACAGAACCAGUUUGCCCUGGCAGGGACUGAAGGCUGCCACAAAGAAACAGAAGUAUGAGAAGAUUAGUGAGAAAAAGAUGUCAACUCCUGUUGAGGUCUUGUGUAAGGGGUUUCCAGCUGAGUUUGCCAUGUACCUGAAUUACUGCCGUGGGCUGCGGUUUGAGGAGGCCCCUGAUUACAUGUACCUGCGUCAGCUGUUCCGCAUUCUUUUCAGGACUCUGAACCACCAGUAUGAUUAUACUUUUGACUGGACCAUGCUUAAGCAGAAAGCAGCACAGCAAGCAGCAUCCACAGGGGGACAGGGGCAGCAGGCACAGACCCCCACAGGCAAGCAAACUGACAAACCCAAGAGUAACAUGAAAGGUUUCUAAGCAUUAAGGCAGUUGAAUAAAGCAAAGAAGAGAAUAGAGGUCUAGCAGGAUUUGCCUUCAGAUCACAUCCCAGCAUUUAGCAUCAAAUUCACCAUGUCAGGCAUACCGUUCCUCUUAAAAGAACCAGGUUUCAUAUACUACGUAUGUAAUUGGUCUAUAUAGGUAACAUGCUCUGCAUCUAUCUAUAUAUUGGUAUGUGUAUAGUAUAUCCGCAAAGAGCGCAGGCUUGGUAUGGAAUUUGAAGUUGUAAUCUUUUCUAUCUUUGUCCCUGCAUUCCCUCUUUUUUUUUUUUUUUUUUUCUCCCCAGAAUGAUUCUUCAAAAACUUCAGAAAAUAAUUUAUUUUCUGAGGGCAUAACGGUGCAAAAUGAACGUUUGCUCGUUAUUUUGUUAAAAAAAUUUUUUUUCCUGGAUUUUAUUUAUUUUUUUUAUUUUUUUUACAUCAAUGCCUUUCAUGAGCUCUAACUGUCAGAUUUAACAGUUUAUCUCUUACAGUUAAAUCUUGUUGGUUAAAAAAAGAAUCCUGGCUAUUCCUAAGCAGACAUCUCUUUGAAAAAUUAGGAAGAUAAGGUUCUGCCUGUUGUGAUGUAGAAGAGCUUCUAAUGUGACGAUGAAAAAUUCUAGUGACUACUAGAUUUCUCUCUAGACCGCUGCAUUAACAGUUAUUGUACUUGAUAUUCAAAAUAUAAAAAUAAAUAAAAGAAUGAACUCAACAGAAGCAUAUUAAUUAUAAAUUAGACAUCACUUCAGUAAAUUUGUUAAGUGCUUAGAAGAAAAAUUGUAUACACAGAUGAUUUUUGUUUUUUUUCCCAUUAUAUAAAAAUAACUCUGAUUGCCACAGUGGGGUUUUUUUUGUUUUUGUUUGUUUUUUUAAUCAGGAAAAUGUUUUGUAGAGCUUUCUUUUGAAUAAAUCGGUUUAGGGAAAAGGUGUUUAUAUUGCUGCUGAGGUGAAGCUCAUUCUGUUUGAGAACACCCAUGGGACUGUAAGCAGCAUUUUUCUUUCUAGUGGUGAUCUUCUGUGCCGUAUAUAUUUUUUUCUUUAAUGCAACAGUAUAUUGUAGGGUUUCUUUUUGUAUAUGUUCGGGUCCUUUGAGGGAGAGCUUGAAUUUCUGAUUUUAGCCACAAUGCACCAGUAACAUGGUUUUCAGGGUUGUCCCCACCCCACACCCUGCUCUUUUUUUCUUCAUCAACCUCUUCUCCCUGACCAGCUUAAAGUAUUUUAUUGCUGGAUGUUCUAUGAAGUGUAAGUUAUUCCCUUUUAGCAUGUCAGAAUAAAUGACUUCUGAGAAACUCUGA
This is a messenger RNA of Silurus meridionalis, 3025 nucleotides long. RefSeq names its product casein kinase 1, alpha 1 (gene csnk1a1). NCBI's taxonomy places the organism in Eukaryota, Metazoa, Chordata, Actinopteri, Siluriformes, Siluridae. The transcript is spliced from 11 exons. Gene Ontology annotation, biological process: signal transduction; negative regulation of canonical Wnt signaling pathway; peptidyl-serine phosphorylation. Gene Ontology annotation, molecular function: ATP binding; protein serine/threonine kinase activity. Gene Ontology annotation, cellular component: nucleus; cytoplasm. The record is from RefSeq and is a predicted model, not a curated record. The coding region runs from base 634 to 1731 and encodes 365 amino acids.